UAAGCCCGCCUCCUCCCCAGCUGCAGGUCAUCUGACGGGGACACUUCCACGGCGCUGUUUUCGAGCGUACCCUCACCGAGCAGAGGAAACGGGCUGUAGGGUUAGCUCCCGGUAGCUCCGGUGUCAUAUAAGUUACAGCAGUGUUCUCUCUGGUGACGAAGACGCAUAACAACGCGAGGAUACGAAUGUCAAGAUCAACCGGGGCUACCGGAAACCGGUGUUGUUGUGUGGCGGGAAGCCCGUUUGUUUUUUAGGGUUACCGUUAGCAGCUAGCGAGCAGCGCGCUUCUCUCAGUCGGUAACCGGGAGUUAGCUUCGGGAGGAGACGGCUAACCGCCGCCCUGUAAAGUACAUCUUUACCGGCGCUGUCUCACGUGAUGGACCGAGGAGCUAACUCGUAAAUUCGCAGGAUGCACUAGCGGAUGUAGCCUGACGUCAGUAGUUAGCAUUGGGCCCGAGUGCCAGAGCACUUCCUUCCUUUCCUCCUUCCUAGCUGGCAGAGGAGUGUCAGACCUCUUCUUCCAUGAUCACAAUGGAGUCAACCCUCAACCCUCUGUCCCAGUUCUCAGAAAACUCUUAUAAAAUGACUGAGGAGGACGUGAAGCGGCUGAUUGAGUUCAGGGCGUCCAACGAGGCUCUGUUCACCGGGAAGAGGAACUCUGCCAAGAUCGCAUGGAGAGCCAUCCUGUACGAGCUGGGACUGCAGGGGAAGCUGACCACGGAUCAGCUGGCCAAGAAGUGGGACAACCUGAAGAGGCGGUACAAGGAGCUGAAGUUUCCUGCUCGCGGCGUGGAGACCAACCCCAGCUCCUGGCCCUGGUUCUACCGAAUGAACGACGCAAUGGAGGGCCGCUCUGCUGGGGCGGCGCCCAUCCUCACGCCCAUUGUGGAGGACGAGGACGAGGACUGCGAGCCGCUGUCGCCGACGCCCAGGAAGCGAGCGCGCCGCAGUCGGGGGGGGAUGGCCGAGUUCCUGACUGAGUCAGAGAUGGAUCUGCUGGUGGACCACGAGGACAAGAACGGGGCGGCGUCUCUUGGGGAGCUGCAGCGGAUGGCCGAGUUCACUUACAAACUGACUGAGGACGACACCCGGCGACUGAUCGAGCUACGAGCCACUAACGAGUCGCUGUUCACUGGGAGGAGGAACACGGCCAAACCCGGUUUGGGAGGUAUCCGGACCAGCCAUCAGGGCAUUGUGAAGGAGAUGGGCCUCACAGGGAAGAUAACACCUGACCAGGUCGCCAAGAAGUGGGAUAACCUGAAGACCAAGUUCAAGGACCUAAAGUUCCCCCCUCGCGGCAUGGAGGGGCAGACCAACCCGGCCUCCUGGCCGUGGUUCCAGCUGAUGAACGAGGCCCUGGAGGGGCGGCUGGCGGGCAAAGCCCCUCGAGUGGCGCCCGUGUGGAGCAGCGAGGAGGACGGCGUCUUCGUCGCGUCCCCCCCUCACCCCCCCGACAGAGACUGUCUGCUGGUGGAGAGGAGCAGUGUGUCGGAGCUAGAGAGCCUGGGGGGGGGCGAGGGGAAUGUGACCUACAUCGACGCCAGCGGGGAGGAGUGCUCCACGCCCUCCGACCUCUCCUACAAAAUGACGGACCAGGACACCAGGAGGAUGAUCCAACUACGAUCUGCUAACGAGGGUCUCUUCACCGGGAGAAGGAACGCUGCCAAAGCUGCCUGGAAAGCCAUCCUGAAGGAGCUGGGGCUGGGCGGGAAAGUCUCCACCUAUCAGAUGGCGAAGAAGUGGGACAACCUGAAGAGAAGAUACAAGGACCUAAAGUUUCCUCCUGUGGGCAUGGAGAUAGUAGCAGACAGCACCUCCUCCUGGCCGUGGUUCCACCUGAUGAAUGAAGCUAUGGAGGGCCGCCUGACAAACAGCGCCCCCCUCCUCACCCCUGUCACUCAGGGCGACGAGCAGCAGCCCUCCCCCCGACACAAGUCCCGCCACGCCCCUACCCCGCCCACCACCACCACCUCCUCCUUGGACUAUGGACAGCAGGCCUUUGGCGAUGCAGGCGAGCAGAACAAGUGCGGCCCGGAGGAGGAGAGUGACGGGCCGUUGGGAGGACUGGAGAGGGAGAGGAUGGAGAGGGAGAGGGAGGCGGUGGAGAGGGAGUGGGAGGCGGUGGAGAGGGAGAGAGAGGCGGUGCAGUCAGAGCGGCUGUGGCUGGAGAGGGAGAGGGCGGCGGUGGAGCGGGACCGGGCGGCGGUGGAGCGGGACCGGGCCAUGUUGGAGCAGGAGAGGGCCUCGUUGGGCCGGGACCGGGAGGUUCUGGACCAGCGGACCCUGAUGCUGAACUCUGUAGGACACUCUGGACACCUCAACGCCCUCAUGUAGACAGCACUCUUCUUGGAGGGGGGGAGGGUCACAACACAGGCACCCUGGUCCGUGGUGGAUAUCGUCGAUGGACGCUAAGAACCGGGACGGACGUGGUGGGUUUGCACACAGAGCUGGUCCUGGUUCCAACAGGAGAGCUGCACCUUGAUCAUCCGACCUGGUCCUCCUGCGUCGGGGUCUCGGGUAGGACAUUUCUUGGGGGCUGGGAAGUUAAGCCACGGAGACCGGUUUUAUUCUGAGGAGGCGGAGCCUGUUUAUCCUGAGCUUUCUGUUGCCCGGUGACGAGCGAAAAGCUGACGAGUCAACCGCAAGGGUCUACAGGAGUUUCUGUCGUCAUGGAAACCGAGGAACGUCCUCUGGACAGUUUAGGAACACGGCGGAUGUCCAUGCAGCUCUUCCUGUCAACACUUCCGCGUGACCAAACAGAUGAGCUGAACCACAUUCAUGGGUUCAUUUGGGCUCCACCCACAUUUUGUAUUUAUUUUUGUCCUUUUGUAUUGUGUCUAUUUAAGAGGCGACCUCUCGUGACCUCACUUCCUGCCGUUCUGAACGUUUGACAUAAAUGUGUUUUUAGGACGAAGUGACUUUUCUGUUAAGAGAUUAAAAAGCUUCAUCGUGAUGUUUUUUUUGCUGAUCUCUGGUGGUGCGUUCAGGUGCUCCCUGAGUUCAAAGUCAUUGGUGAGCAUUUAGAAUCAGAAGCCAUUUAUUGCCACAUAGGAGGAGUCUUAUCGCUGAGCUACUGAGGUGCAUCUACCUCUGGAAUGACCUGGACGAGUCCUGCACAUUGCUGCUGUUUAGAAAACUCUGGUAGGGUUUAGAAUCAAUUUAUUCCACUUUGACACGCAACACUUCCUUGUAGGUAUCCACAUCCGGUUUAGUGGUGAAAACCUUUUGCCGUUCCAGGGUCAAACAUGGUGUAUCCAGGACCUAAAUCCUCAAUCUCAUCAGUGUCUAGUGGAGCAGUGCACGAACAAGGCAACGCUCUUACAGUGCAAUAUAAGAUGCAAAUAUAAAAGAUGUUUCCUAAUUAUUCAUUCAAAUGUCGCCUUACUGGACUUGUUUAAUUACUUUUGUAGCUGGUCAGCGAGAGAGAGAGUAACGAUGAUGAAAGCUCCUUUGAAAUAAGGAGCUCCAAUUCUUCCUUUCCUUAUCUCCUUAUGCUGUUGCACCAUGCAAUGUUGUUGGUGAAUGUGAGCAAAUGGAGAUUAUGCUUUAGUUUAUUUUCAUAUGUAUUGUAAAUGUGUAAGAAGAUUAAAUGAAACCGAACAAGAAGCAUCCUAUCACAGAGGAACGGUUUGAGGACACAAAACAAACCACUAUGGAUUUAAAGACUUCUUGUGACUGAUUUUUGAGUUUGAAUUGUUUCUUUGACUCAUCUAUUCUUGCACCUUUUGCAAUAUUUCACUUAUUAUAGACUUAAGGCAGGUUUUGUAAAAAAUUAACUUGAUUUCCUUUUAUGAUUUUCUAUGACUUUUGGGAAAAAUAUGACUUUUGGGGAUUUUCACGUGUGAAAAUUUUUCCUUUGUGGGGUUGACUUGUGACUUCAUAACAUUAUGAACUUCAAUGACUUUUAAACACGACAUGCAACAGUAAAGUAACAAAUUACAUUCA
Messenger RNA from Gasterosteus aculeatus aculeatus (three-spined stickleback), 3945 nucleotides. Lineage: Eukaryota; Metazoa; Chordata; Actinopteri; Perciformes; Gasterosteidae. The record is from RefSeq and is a predicted model, not a curated record.